Messenger RNA from Capsicum annuum, 1040 nucleotides. RefSeq lists its product as uncharacterized. Lineage: Eukaryota; Viridiplantae; Streptophyta; Magnoliopsida; Solanales; Solanaceae. The transcript is spliced from 2 exons. The record is from RefSeq and is a predicted model, not a curated record. The coding region runs from base 442 to 795 and encodes 117 amino acids.
UAAGUAAUGUUUUGAAGAUUCUUAUGCUCCUUAUCAUGGUAACGAAUACUAACGAUGAUUAGUUUCACAAGAUUAUACAAAUAAAAUGGAUAGCCAAAAAUCUCCAUUUAAUCCACCAAAAAAAUCAAGAAGAUCUACACCUUCAACCUGAAGGACAUGGACUCCAACAAAAGAAAGUUCUCUUGUCGAUGAUUUAAAAGAGUUAUGUGUUAAUAGUAGGAGAUCUGGUAAUGGAACCUUCAGGCGAGGAUACCCGAUGGAGUUGGAGCACUAUUUGCGUAAACUUCAUCCUAAUAGUGAAUUGAAAGAUGAACCACAUAUCAAUUCUAAAUUAAAAGCGUGGAAGAGAGAAAGUUAUGCAAGCAUAAGUUUACUAAAGGGUCAAAGUAGUUUGAGAUUCCAAUACAGUGACUCAACCAUAAUUGUUGAUGAUCCAGUAGAAUGGGAAAAGUUUCUAAAGACUGGGAGGAAAUAUUUGGCAAAGAUAGGGAAGUGAGAGAGCGUGCAGAAGGGCCACUACAUGCUAUUGAGGAUAUCUUAAAGAUUCAAACAUCAAGACUUUCUAUUGAUAUGACUUUGGGAUUUCUUAUUAAUGUUGAUAAAGAUGAACAUGAAAAUGAAGGUAGUCAUGGACCUAAUAUAGCUAAAUCUGAAAGUGCUUAUACAGACCUAGUUUUACAGGGUCAUUUGAAAAUAAAUAUGCUAGAGGAUCGCUUCAUGAAUGUACUGAUACAUCUGAAAAGCAAGGCGAAUAUGCUAAAUGUUGGUGUAAUAUACCACAAUUACAAUAAAUGAUUACAGUUAAAAUAAAAUGAACAAAAGUGAAGAAAAUAAAAUAAUCUUCUUCGUGGCUGAGGCACAGAUAUCUCGCUUUCUUUAAGGAAAUUCAAGCCCACUGCGGCAUAAUCUACACCAAUCCAGCAGUAUAUCUCUUGACUUGUCCCCUCCAGGCUAUAACAGCCCAUCCACGAUGUACAACUCAAACAACUCCGAAUUAGUUGAAGAGUCCAAAGGUCUGUUUAUAUCUCCUACUGAUAUAU